GCAUCUCCCAACAUUCAGAGCUUGCGACCCCAUCUUCUCAACACCAUCAACUUUUCUCUGCCAGUGGAGAUAAACUCUGAAACGCCAUGCCUUCCAACUGUCCCUCGACCGCGCACCCAGAUACAGCCGCAACCAACGUGAAUGCGCUUAUCUACGAGAAGUACGAGAACGCGCCAAAAGACGACUGGAACCGAUUACUCAAAUGCUGGGGCAUUGAAGACUGUGGAGAUUGCCAUCGUAGUAAUGGAUCUUGUGGAUGGUGUCCCAUCUCCUCAACAUGUCUUCCGUUGCCCAGGGAAAACUUCCUGGACAGAAUAUUCCCGCUAUUGACGCCAGUCCGUUACAAAGGCAUUUGUGCCCUCGGCUCGGAGCGUUUCGAGCUCAGAACUGGCGGCCUUGGAUGUCAGGUCUCAACGAUCACAUUCUUGACCGCGCUCGUCACCAUCUUCGCAACCAUCUUUGGACUCCUAGUCAUCUACGGCUUGGCGACUGUCACCAGAUGGAUCUACCUUGCCAUCAAAGGAGGCAACAACGGGUGGGUACAGUACGAAGACGGCACAGGCGAGAUCUGGGUCAGACAGGAAAGCUGGGGCAAGUGGUGGAGGAGGGUGACUGGACAGCAGAAAGAGUGUGAGUUCGAGGAAGUUGACGAGGGUACGAAUGAGAGGGGCUGGAACUGGUGGAGGGCAGCCAAGCGGAGCAUCAAUGGUUCAGCGGAUGAGGGUCGUCUGCGCCUGGAGUAAUUUGCGACGCGCUAUUUUGGUUGCCUUUGAUUACAGUAUUUGAUGAAGCGUACGAUCAGGUAUAGGCGCGCAGUUGCGAUCGAUAUUACGGUCCUCACCUUCACCUUCAACUUGAACACCUCAGCACACAACGUCAUCGUCGGCAAAGCGCGCUCUGAGCCCUUCUCUCACUUGCUCACACUUGCAUUAGUGGAUCCCUCCGCUCCGCGCCCGCAUGUAAUCUACACUUGAACCUCGCUGCAACCUUCCCUCUUCACCCACUUCCACGAUUCUCAC
This is a messenger RNA of Didymella exigua CBS 183.55, 1019 nucleotides long. RefSeq lists its product as uncharacterized. Bases 87 to 743 code for a protein of 218 amino acids. The record is from RefSeq and is a predicted model, not a curated record. Lineage: Eukaryota; Fungi; Ascomycota; Dothideomycetes; Pleosporales; Didymellaceae. The transcript is spliced from 2 exons.